Messenger RNA from Caenorhabditis remanei, 627 nucleotides. RefSeq lists its product as uncharacterized. The record is from RefSeq and is a predicted model, not a curated record. Gene Ontology annotation, cellular component: Golgi membrane; endoplasmic reticulum membrane. Gene Ontology annotation, biological process: GPI anchor biosynthetic process. The transcript is spliced from 6 exons. NCBI's taxonomy places the organism in Eukaryota, Metazoa, Nematoda, Chromadorea, Rhabditida, Rhabditidae. Bases 1 to 627 code for a protein of 208 amino acids.
AUGUUGGUUGAAAAACGUUUUGAAAGUGUUCAUAAAAAGAAGUCAGGUUCAAUUGAAUUAUUUCAAUUGAAUACCACUUUGCUGUUCUGGGUUGGAUUCGUUCCUCCGUUGUUCGCCGCCGUUUUCGCUAUUCUCACUGCGAUUACACUUCAUCAAGAUAAAAUUACAAAUUAUGCGUGGAUUUGUGGACGAGCCUUCCUACCAUCUCUAUCAAGAAUCAUCAAUUUGACACUAGAAGGUCUCGUCUGGCAACUUUGCAUAUUUUUCCAUAUUCCAUUUCGACUUCUUGAAUUGUCCGUUGGCUGGGUCCGUUAUGGUCGUCUGGAAAGUAAAAAUAACAAGCGACGUUUCUGGUAUAAAAUGCAUAGACAUCUCUAUUUGAUCUUCGGUGUCACUGAACUCAUUCUUCUCAGUGGAUUGUCUGCAAUCGGAGAAAAAGAACAUGGAACCUAUGAACUAUUUGCACUCGUUGAAUAUCUCGACGUCUUCAUGGUUAUAUUUUAUCACGGAUGCUGCGUUUAUUGGGAUAUUCAGCAUAAGGUUGUGUUUACUGUCCGAUUGAACAAGCCAGCAGAGAAGAAUAUUGAUGAAGAUGUGACUGGGAAAGAGCUGACUACUGAACUGUGA